UGACAACUGUUAAAUAACAACCAGGAUAGUAGAAGAAAUAUAAAGCCUCAAGAUCCGAGUUAACAACUGUUGAACAACAAACGAUGUUUGGUCUACUGUGUGUGUUAUCGUGUCUGGUGUCCCAGAGUAGAGCCGCAAGUCUAAACCAUUUUAACGCAAAUGGUGGUGUAAAAUCACACUUGACCACCAAAAAACCGCCAGCAAAUGCAACGCGUUUUGAUGACGUCGUACAUAAAUCCAGCGACCCGCCACCAAAUUUACAAGAACACGAAAAUCCCGGACCGGGAAACGCGACGAGUGAUCAACUUUCACGUGCCCGACGCCAGACGACCGAGUCUUGUCCAUUGCCGCCUGACUUUCCAGAGUUGAUCACGGAAUUGGGCGCGUACCUCAACACGACCGCGCUGUUGACCAAAGAAGACGACCAUAUGAAUUGGGAGGUGAACGUAUCCUAUGUGGAGAAAGACAACUGCCCCAAGCCUAGAGGUGACUGGUGGCCCAUGGACCAACCCAACUUGAGAACCAUCUGUCCCUGGAGAUAUGAGAUCAUUGACUUGGGAGAACUCUACUAUCCUAGGAGGCUGCUAACGAGUCACUGUUUGUGCAUGAACUGCCUACAAGCCAACUCCUUUAACUGUGCUGCCAUUCGCGCAAAGGUCACCGUCAUCAAGCGUGACGGGUGUAAGCACGGCCUGGCUGUCAUGAGGAAGGAACACAGGUGGAUUGCCACAGGGUGCCACUGUCAGGCCCACGCACUUCAGAGUGGUGGGGUGCAUGGAUCCUUGAUUACCCCCUAACUCGUACCUGUAUAGGAUUGGCCCAGGCAUGUAUACCAAUCCAGCCACACAUAAAAGCACAAUGAACAUGUCAAUUAUACUUUAAAACAAUUAAAAAUGAGUAAUUUUGAGAAUGUUUUUUUAUUUCUUUACCCACAAUAAAACCCUUUGUGUGUGUAA
Molecule: messenger RNA, 956 nt
Organism: Physella acuta
Lineage: Eukaryota; Metazoa; Mollusca; Gastropoda; Physidae
Cellular component (GO): extracellular region
Molecular function (GO): cytokine activity
Source: RefSeq, a predicted model, not a curated record